This is a messenger RNA of Penicillium canariense, 315 nucleotides long. RefSeq lists its product as uncharacterized. The coding region runs from base 1 to 315 and encodes 104 amino acids. Lineage: Eukaryota; Fungi; Ascomycota; Eurotiomycetes; Eurotiales; Aspergillaceae. The record is from RefSeq and is a predicted model, not a curated record. The transcript has a single exon.
AUGCCAGUUAUCUACUAUCCAGAUGACUUGAAGGCCAAGAACAUCAGCUACGAGAGCUUUUUCCUUGGAUCUGACUUAAAUGUCGCACCUGUUCUUGAUCCAGGCCGGAAGAGCGUCAAGGUCUAUCUGCCUGGGCCAAAUGAGUCAUAUACUCACGUUUGGACAGGACGGAGAUACCAAGGUGGUCAGACAAUCAAGGUGUCUGCCCCCUACGGCAAGCCCGUAGUUUUUGUUGUGGGACAGCCAAAGCACGAUCAUCUCCAGGGAUUUCUUGAAUUCGUUCGGAAAGAGAAUGGCACCGCUAUUCAUGUCUAA